CCGCUACCUGAAAUUCCACCAUUACGAUCGCAAUUACCCAGAAAGUCAGUAGGCGUGCCAGCACCUAGCCCGCCGGAGGAUGAAUUAAGCGGAUCGAAAAUUGCCAUAAGGACAGAGGAGGAACAACAAGCCGCCGCCAGAGAGAGAGAAGAGCGGGACAGGCGAGAUGCUCGCCGCAAGUCGUUGGCCAAUCGCAGAGUCUCAUUCGCCGCAGAAGCAACGCUGCACACGUUUCACGAAGUAGAGUACAUGCAGAAAAAUUCGGCUGAGUCUAGAAGAAAAUCAAACUCGGGAUCGAAUGCCCGAAACACGGACCCUCAAUUCCCUGCCGACGACCAGAACACGAAAGGGAAGCGGAGUUCGCUCGCCGCGCAGAAUGAUAUCCAAAGCCGAGAUGAUAACACCACCUCGAUUAUAUAUAGCUCUGAUUCUGAACCUGCAGAUGCAGUGGAAGAGAUUGCCACAGAUGAGGAAGAGGUGGAAGAAGAAGAGAACUCCAACAGCGAUUCUGAUGACGGAACAAUGAUGAGCGUCGAGACGGAAGAGGUUACUGGUACAACCGUGGCAUCUGAAAGAACUUUGGACGACCUAGAAGAAUCAUCUACGCUUGAUGAGGCUCUUCGCAUGGCUGCCCGACAGGCAGCAACCCAGCAACUAGGAGACGGUGAUUCUGACGAUGGUGAAGAGAUCAUCCCCUCCCUUGGUUGGGUGAGAAAAGCAAACCAGCAGCCCCCGGCUAGUGGGAACAAGGAAUCUACAAAGUCACCGGUAGAUCAACACAACGAGGAUGGCACAGAGAUGGAUAUGGAUAUGGACAUGGAUAUAACCGUUGCUAUGGGGAAAAUUAUAAAGCCGUCUGGGGCUGGAGGCAUCGAUGGGGAGCAAGAACCAGAGGUUUCCAUGGACGUAACUCGUGCAUUUGGUGGCAUUCUCUCGAAUGAUAGAACCAAUGCUGCACCUUCACAAUCGGGUGAGUUGGACGAUGGCGCUAUGGAAGAUGCUACGAUGGAAUUCACGACUGCGAUAGGGGGUAUUCAAUAUCCUGACCUACCAGAUAUUGAUUCCGAGAUUGACCAAAACGAAGAAAUGUCAAUGGAGCUCACCAGUAUCAUGGGGGGGCUGUUAGCACGUCAACAGAGAGAGCAGAACGGGGCAACGAGGCGCCAAACAUUGAACAAGACUUCGAAUUUGGAUGACGAUGCAACAAUGGACAUGACUAUUGGCCUUGGAAACAUUCUUUCUGGUGCUAACCAGAAUGUGGCCAAUAAUGAAGAUGAAGAUGGCGAUGAGGAUGCCACAACCGGCAUGGAUUUAACCACUGCUAUUGGCGGGAUUAUAAAAAAUACCUCCCGAGUCCUAAGAAAGAGCCUUUUCGGAUCCCAAACAGAUAAACCAGAGAGCCCUCAGCAAGAAACCGCAUCGCAAUUAUCUACCGAGGAACGUACUCCUCUCCAAAAGACAGCAUCCACAGCGUUGGAGUCUCAGCCUCCAUCUGCAACAUCCAAAUCAACUACACCCAAAGCUUUAACAACACCUAAAGCUUCAAAAAUCCCUAAAGCCUCAACCCCUAAAGCUUCAACAACUCCUAAAGCUUCAGCAACCCCCAAAACUUCAACCCCUAAAGCUUCAACAACCCCUAAAGCUUCAACCACUCCUCGACAAACUUUAUCGUCGACAAAGACACAAACGCCCACAUCACAGAGCCGGGUUCUUCGAUCCGCGUCUAGAACUUCGCUAUCUCAGAGCGCAAGCCGAACACCCUCACCUGCGAAAUCAGCGCGAAAGAAUGCCACAAAAGCAACACCGCAGAAGGACUCUACUCCUCGGCAACCUUCUGGAGUUGGUGCAGACAGAGUUGGCCUAGGAUCACCCCAGGUUGCAGCCAUUUUUGACCGGCGAGAGUCUUUGAGCGAUUCAGCGAGCAUAUUUGUUCCUGGAAAACGCGCUGUUGCUUUCAGCGACCCCAAGGACUUGGCGGCAGAGGUUGAUGAAAGUGAUGAAGGAGGUCGGUCGAAAUCGGAUGGUCGAGAUGCUACACUCAACCUUAGGGAGAUGAUUGAUAGCAUGAGUCCCAAACGAAAUCCGCUGAGAGGUCGAAAGAGCCUCCACAUUGGCAGUGCCAGAGGCCUUUUGGGCAAGCGGCCUGCUGAAUCGGACGAGGAAGACGAAGCGGAGGAGAAUGAUGGCGUCAAGAGGUUGAAGGGUCGCCAGGGCAGCCCUGUCAAAAAUGUAAGACUUCAGCAGCCUCCUUCAAAGGAAGAGACAACUGGCAGGCUCCGAAGGUCAACCCGACUAAGCUUUGACUUUGCUGGAAAGAUGCCUCAAGCAGCCAUGUCAUCUCCUUUAAAGGGCGGUGAUAGCAGCACUCUAUUGAGCCAGAAGUACCCCAGGGCUACAAAAGAUAACCAGACGGUUCAUGAUAUCCAAUUUCACCAACCUGUGGCGAGCAACGACCUUCAGGUUUUGGAGACAGUUGAAGAAAACCAGAUGCACCUUCAGGACUUUUUGAACUUGACCUCAAUCCGUUUCAUGGAGCUUAAUACGACGAAGAGACGCCACACAAUUGCACCGAGGACAUCUCAGAGCGGCCUUCUGCCAGAUGGGGAGGAAGAUCGGUCAUUAGAGCGGCGUGUCAUGGCUGGCGCCUGUACCGUGCCCAUGUUGGAACUAUAUCAGCAUUCCUGCCGAGAGCUGAAGAAGUACAUAUCCGAAGGACGGAGAAUAGUGAAGGAGAUUGAGACAGAGACAUUUGAAGAUAAUCCUCCACUGUUCCGAGAGUACAUAUCUGCUACUCCCGACGUCAAGGCAUUGAUGGACAAUCAGUUUAAGAACGUCAGGACUCAUGCCCGUCACCUUAGCAAGGCGAUGUGGUACGAGUGGCGGAUGAAGCUACAAGACGGACUAAACGAAGGCCUUAUCAGUAUUUCUGACGGUAUGAAUAGCGAUCUCAAAGUUGUUGAAGAGCAGGAGAACCUUUUGAAAACUGUCAUGCCCAAUCUCGUGAGCCGAUACGAAUCGCUCUUGGAAGAAAGCAACAACCUCGAAGAAGCUGCAAGGGAACUAGCAGACUGCGACCCUGCCGAGCUUCAAGCCGCCCGAGAAGAAUUGACCAGUCUGGACGAUGACAUUGCUCAGAAGAAGAAGCUUAUUGCCCAGCUUCGACAAGAGUUUGAGGCGUCAGAAGCCGAUGUAGGGGAAUUGACGGCACGAAAAACGCAGUGCCUUGCAGAAAUACAAGAUUCUGAACGAAUCAGAGAGGAAUGCCGUGGUUGGACCAGCACCGAGGUUAACAAUCUCAAAGCGCGAGUGGAGGCCAUCGAAAAGCAACAUGGAUGGGCCGUAACGGGCAUCGCGGGGUCCACGCUCUCGAUGACAUACAAACGAGAGAUUGAACUUGUCCUCGAUAUUACGUCCUUCCAGCCUCGACAGCCAAACUCGCCCAUAGACUUGUGGUAUAUCGCUGAUAGCCGUGCAGUCAAUCCUCUGCCCAAGACUGUGGAGAAUGAAUUCCUCCUGCAGUGUGUACGCGAACACAUCCGCGCAAUGUCACAGAGCCGCACAAAGCUGUCUCAUCUCCUCAGCGUAAUAGGGGCUGCAUGGGACAAAUCCAAAUGGAUCUCCCGUGAGAUCAGACGCAUCAAUGUAACGUUCCCAACAAAGGUUACCAAAACAUCCGACUCCAGCAUCGCCGUUACUAGUUCUCUCUUGUUAGCACCUUUGGAAACGCGAGUCGAGGUGGCUUUCAACCUCAAAGGGUCUAGCGGGCCGGAGGGAGUGAAUGUGGAUGUUUCAACGGAGGCCAAGGUGGUGUAUGGGGAGCAAUUCAAUGUUGGCAAGGUUGGGGAUUUCUUGAGUACUAGGAUUGGGAAGAGUGUGGGAGCUGAGGGCGAGCAGUGGAGCAACGUAGUGACUGAACUAUAUGAGAAGCUCAUUGCUCGGGGGAAGAAGCAAUAA
Messenger RNA from Trichoderma virens Gv29-8, 3954 nucleotides. RefSeq lists its product as uncharacterized. The record is from RefSeq and is a predicted model, not a curated record. The transcript is spliced from 3 exons. Gene Ontology annotation, biological process: mitotic sister chromatid biorientation; mitotic spindle assembly checkpoint signaling; protein localization to kinetochore. The annotation marks the transcript as partial. NCBI's taxonomy places the organism in Eukaryota, Fungi, Ascomycota, Sordariomycetes, Hypocreales, Hypocreaceae.